CUCCCGCUUGCAUAAAAGCUUUGGUCCUUUAGACCUGCCUGCGGCGUCGGUUCCACUUCUCUCGUUUUGGAGUCCGCACGCUCACAUCUCCUCCUCCUCCUCACUCUCACUGCAUGUCGGUUUUCCUUUUCCUUUCGUAGAGCCACUCCCUUCUUAUCACUCUCACCCUCAUUCAUUCCUCGUCGCUUCACAGAUUCCUCUCUUCACUCUUGCUCUGUUUCCUGCUCUUUCCCCCCGAUCCUGAUCCAAUACCUCAUCCCCCACCCCUUUCCGCAAUCAUUACUUUUCACCUGCGGUUUUCUCAUCUCGGAAAUGGUGGAUCCGAGCGGCAAAGGAUCGGAAGCCGACGGCGCUAAUGCGAGGAAUCCAAAUGGGGCUUCGUCGGAAGAGAGCCCAGCAAUGAACGAGCCUAAGAAGACGUGCGCCGAUUGCGGCACCAGCAAGACACCUCUCUGGCGAGGCGGUCCGGCUGGGCCUAAGUCACUGUGCAACGCUUGUGGGAUCAAAAGCAGGAAGAAGAAGAGAGCGAUUCUGGGUUUGAACAAGGGAAGCAUCGAGGAGAAGAAAGGAAAGAGAAACAGUACUAACAACAACAAUGGAAGCAGCAAGAUUGGGGACAGUUUGAAGCAAAGGUUAAUGGCGUUGGGAGGGGAGGUUUUGAUGCAGAGGAAGAAGCUGGGGGAGGAAGAGCAAGCAGCAGUUCUAUUGAUGGCUCUCUCAUAUGGAUCCGUUUAUGCUUAGUUAGAACCAUGAGAAAUACUAGCUCUUUUCCUUCUAGGAUGCACUCACUUUAACAAUCCAAGUGUAUCUAUCAAUAUUCAAUGUCUGCCUUCUUACUCUGUGUGAUUAGCCUGGGAUAGCUUCAUAUUUUUAGUUCACUGACUUUGUUUGGUGCCGCCUAUGUAUCUCACUAAGAAUUGUAAGAAAUGAUUCAGAUCCAAUUUUGGUAAUAUAGCAGUGGCCUUUAUUACAU
Messenger RNA from Neltuma alba, 973 nucleotides. Its product is annotated as GATA transcription factor 16. The record is from RefSeq and is a predicted model, not a curated record. The coding region runs from base 313 to 741 and encodes 142 amino acids. NCBI's taxonomy places the organism in Eukaryota, Viridiplantae, Streptophyta, Magnoliopsida, Fabales, Fabaceae. Gene Ontology annotation, biological process: regulation of DNA-templated transcription. Gene Ontology annotation, molecular function: sequence-specific DNA binding; zinc ion binding. The transcript has 3 exons.